Molecule: messenger RNA, 648 nt
Organism: Python bivittatus (Burmese python)
Lineage: Eukaryota; Metazoa; Chordata; Lepidosauria; Squamata; Pythonidae
Source: RefSeq, a predicted model, not a curated record
AUGUGGGCGGGAGAGAUUGGCAAGAAGGAAGAGAAAGGAGUGGGAGCACCAAGAUUACCAACCCAUCUGUUAACUCAGGUCCAAGUGUGGGACACGGCAGGCCAAGAGAGGUUCCGGAAGAGCAUGGUGGAGCAUUACUACCGCAACGUCCAUGCUGUCGUCUUUGUCUAUGAUGUCACAAAGAUGGCGUCCUUCCUCAACCUGAAAACCUGGAUUGAGGAGUGCAACGGCCACGCGGUCCCGGCCCUCGUCCCCAAAGUGCUCGUGGGAAACAAGUGUGACUUGCGGGAUCAAAUCCAGGUCCCAUCCAGCAUGGCCCUGAAAUUUGCCGAUGCUCACAAUAUGCUUUUGUUUGAAACCUCUGCCAAGGACCCCAAAGAGAGUCAGAACGUGGAGUCUAUUUUCAUGUGUCUGGCCUGCCGGCUGAAGGCCCAUAAGUCUCUGCUCUAUCGGGACGUGGAGAGGCAGCAAGGGAAGGGACAGAAAACAGAGCUGGCGCCGGCCUCUAGCAAUAGAAAUGCCUGCCCUUGCUGAAGUGGUCUUGACCAUUGAAUGGGGGGAGGGCAGGUGGUUUUGUGCCUCAAUAAACUGAAUCAACGUUGCUCGUUUCUGGUGAAAUCCAUGUUAAAUUAAUAAUAAACGUUUGUA